Molecule: messenger RNA, 1500 nt
Organism: Macroventuria anomochaeta
Lineage: Eukaryota; Fungi; Ascomycota; Dothideomycetes; Pleosporales; Didymellaceae
Product: polysaccharide lyase family 1 protein
Exons: 2
Coding region: 82-1218 (378 amino acids)
Molecular function (GO): pectate lyase activity
Source: RefSeq, a predicted model, not a curated record
CUUCGCUUCAUCACAUUCGUUCUGAACUUUUUGCCUGCGAGUCACUCUUUGUCAGUCUUUCCUUUCGACGAAGGCUUCAUCAUGCUUUCGAAGUCUCUCAUCCUUUCCCUGUUCGCCUCCAGCGUAGCGGCUGCCGGUGUAACAGGCACCCCCUUUGGCUUUGGUGCGGCUACCACUGGUGGUGGUGAUGCCGAACCAGUGUACCCUACCACUACCGAGGAGCUCACCAGCUACCUUACCGACGACGAAGCGCGCGUCAUUAUUUUAAACCAAGAGUUCAACUUCAUUGGUACCGAAGGCGAGACGACCGAGGACGGCUGCCGCCCUGACUCCAACACCUGCCCUGACGACGGCGGUCAGGAUGCUAUCAACGGCGCAGACUGGUGCACCAACUCUGACUACCCCACUGUCUCUGUGACCUACGACAAGGCAGCCAUCACCCCUAUCAACGUCAACUCCAACAAGUCCAUCGUCGGCGAAGGCACUAAGGGCGUGAUCCGUGGCAAAGGCCUCCGCUUCGCCGGCUCCGAAAACAUCAUCGUGCAAAACAUCCACAUCACCGAACUCAACCCGCAGUACAUCUGGGGCGGUGACGCCAUCACGCUCGCCGGCACCGACUUGAUCUGGAUCGAUCACGUGAAGACCUCGCUCGUCGGUCGUCAGCACAUCGUUGCCGGCUACGACCCCAGCAACCGCGUGACUAUCUCCAACACCGAGAUUGAUGGAAACACUAGCUGGUCUGCUAGCUGCGAUAACCACCACUACUGGGCUCUCCUACUCAUUGGAAGCGGUGAUACGAUUACGUUCCAGGGUAACUACAUCCACCACACAUCUGGCCGCAGUCCUAAGGUCGGCGGCACGGAUAGUGGCACUCUUCUUCACGCGGUCAACAACUACUUCUACGAUAACACCGGCCACGCUUUCUCCAUUACAGCUGAUGAGAACGGCCGCGUUCUUGCUGAGGGCAAUGUUUUCGAGUCUGUUACCAAGCCCAUCGAGGAUGGCGUUGAUCUCUUGUAUGCGGUUACCGACGACGGUGCGGCGUGCAGCAGCCCGCUUGGCCGCACUUGCCAAGUCAACCAGUUGACUAGCAGUGGUGACUGGAGUGGUAGUGCAACGGAUUUCUUGAGCAGCUUUGCGGAUGAGGGUGUUGAGGCUGAGGUGGCAAGUGGGGUUGCGGCGAGUGUUAAGAGCAAUGCUGGUGUUGGCAAAUUGUAAGGCUGUAUCUCUACGGUUAGUUCAGGAAGGCGAAGGGUGAACUUUCAUCAAGAGCCUCGGUCGAUCCGAUUGAGAGUUAGCUACAUUUUACCGUCCUAGUUUCUUCCACAGCAUCUGCACACAGUAGAUAGACCAACCAUCAACAUACAUGUUUCGAAGCCUCAGUAGUGUACGUGCGUGCGACACUAGCGCAAAGGAGGCUAGGGGUAGUCAAUUCGCCAUUAAGUUUGUUGUCAUAUGGCAGACAUCUGGCAUCAAAAGCUGCAAAGUCACUUGCGCCAG